Lodderomyces beijingensis is the source of this 1587-nucleotide messenger RNA. NCBI's taxonomy places the organism in Eukaryota, Fungi, Ascomycota, Pichiomycetes, Serinales, Debaryomycetaceae. The record is from the annotation of a GenBank genome assembly.
AUGCCUUCUUCUACAUCCAAUGAGUGGGCCAAGGCCGAGAGAGACGUGAUUCUAGAACAGCAGCAGCAGGAGAAAAUCACCAAUGAAGAGUUCAAGAUUUGGAAAAAGACGGUGCCGUUGCUAUACGACGUGAUUCACACAUUUGCCUUGCCCAAUCCAUCAACAGUGGUGCAGUGGCUACCCAAAUACAACCGCGCUAGUGACGACCUUUUGGAAUUGAACUUUGUGUUGGCAAGCAACUCGGUGAGCAAGAAUGACAAUUACGUAAAGCUCAGCUCGGUAACUGUUCCGCGCACGUUGUUGGAGAAGGGGGAUUUGCCAGUGCCGGUCGAUGGGGAAGAUACAUCCAACUUUAAAAGCACCUUGACGCAGUGGAAACAAGCUAGCGAAGUGAAUAAGUUGCGCGUUGCCAAGGAUGGAAACACGGCCUUGUCGUUCAACAGCGAUGGUGUGAUACACGCAUUCAAGCUCGAAACGAGCGAAGUUGUCGAUUACAAGUACCACAAGCAAGGCGGGUUUGCCUUGGACUGGAUCGAUAACGAGCGGUUCUUGUCGGGGAGUGGCGAUGGCCAGAUUGCAUUGUGGCAGUUGGAUAAACCAUCGACUCCGAUCCAGCUAUUCAAGAGCCACCAUGGCGCUGUCAAUGAUAUAUCUGCUGCGAAUGCCAACAUCUUUGGCUCCGUGAGCGAUGACUCAACCACCCAAUUCCACGAUGUUAGAAUUGCUGGUUCGGGGCCAGGCUCGGGAGAAAAAGAAGGGUCGAAUCCCUACAUCAAGAUCGAGAACAGCCAUAUUCAAAAAUGCAUCCUGUUCCACCCUUAUAUUGACACGCUCUAUGCCACAGCCGGCAAGGAUAAUGUGGUUUCGCUUUAUGAUUUGAGAAACUACAAGGAGCCAUUGCGGAAACUUUACGGGCACACCGACACAAUCAGACAGUUGGAGUGGGACUGGGCUAGCGCUACUACGCUCGUGUCGUGUGGGUACGACACGAGAAUCUUGUUUUGGAACUUGGACAAUUUGGAUGAGGACUUCACCUAUCCGGAUGUCAAUGGGUCAUCGGCGGCAGAAACAACAAAGAGGAAAACACAGCAGACUACAAAAGUCGACCCGUGUUUGAAGUUUGUCCACGGGGGACAUGUCAACCGAGUCAACGAUUUCUCCAUUCAUCCUAAAGUCAGGAACCUUUUCGCUAGCGUUGGAGACGACAAGUUGUUGGAGAUUUGGAAACCAAAGAGUCUAGUUGUGGAGGAACCCGAGGCAGACGAAGAGGAAGAAGAGGAAGAAGCAGUGGAAGAGGUGGAAAAAGUGGGAGAAGGAGAGAAAGUGGAGGAAGCAGUUGAGAAAAAGCAGGAAGUAGCAGAGAAGGAGGAUGAAGCAAAGGCUGAAGAUGAUGGGGAUGCAGAAGUUAAACCUGUAGAGACAGAAAAGAAGAAAGAGCCUUCUGCUGAAGCCGACAAUGGUGACGAGGUGAAACCGGACGCUGCGAGUGCGGAUGUUGAAAUGACAGAGGCCAGCGAGCCUCCAGCCAAGAAUGAGGACUCCGAGCCAACCGUGAAGGCAGAGGAGGAUACAGAAAUGAAAGACUAG